CCUCCAAUGCGCCUGCGCCCUGUAGCCCGGAGGCGGAGCCUGCAGGCUGACGUACAAGGGAGCGCGCAGGCGUGAGGGUUCAGAGCAAACCGUCGCUGGCCUUCGCACGUGGCCUGCUGUUGCUGUUUUUCCUGACGUUAUGCCGUUGGUGUUCUUUUCUGGGGUUACUGUUUGAAGUAUCUUCUUUAAAGGCUGUGUGUUAUGCUUUCGGGGGGUCUCUACUGAGUUGCGCCAAGCAGAGCAUUUGUUCUCAAAAUGUCAACGGUCAAGGAGCAGCUUAUUGAGAAUCUAAUUAAGAAAGAUAAAACCUCCCAGCGGAAGAUCACCAUUGUUGGAGUUGGUGCUGUAGGCAUGGCUUGUGCUAUUUGUAUCUUAAUGAAGGAUUUGACUGAUGAACUUGCACUUAUUGAUGUCGCAGAGGACAGAUUAAAGGGAGAAAUGAUGGAUCUUCAGCACGGCAGUCUUUUCUUUCAUACUCCAAAGAUUGUCUCUGGAAAAGAUUACAGUGUAUCUGCAAACUCCAAAAUAAUUAUUAUCACAGCAGGUGUGCGUCAAAAGGUGGGAGAAACACGUCUUGCCCUGGUUCAACGUAAUGUGGAUAUCAUGAAAUCAGUCAUUCCUGCCCUAGCCCGUCAUAGUCCUGACUGUAAGAUGCUUAUUGUCUCAAAUCCAGUGGAUAUUUUGACAUACGUGGUCUGGAAACUAAGUGGCUUACCUGUCACAAGUGUAAUCGGAAGUGGUUGUAAUCUAGACUCUGCCCGUUUCCGUUACCUAAUUGGAGACAAGUUGGGUGUCCAUCCCACUAGUUGCCAUGGUUGGAUUAUUGGGGAACAUGGUGAUUCUAGUGUGCCCUUAUGGAGUGGGGUGAAUGUUGCUGGUGUUGUUCUGAAGAGUUUAGACCCCCAAUUAGGAACUGAUUCAGAGCAGGACAAUUGGAAAAAUAUCCAUCAACAAGUUGUUCAGGGUGGCUAUGAGGUUCUCAGGCUGAAGGGGUACACUUCUUGGGCUAUUGGCCUAUCUGUGACUGAUCUAGUAGGAUCAAUGGUGAAAAAUCUUAGCAGAGUGCAUUCAGUUUCCACUAUGGCUAAGGGCUUUUAUGGAAUACAAGAAGAAAUUUUUCUCAGUAUCCCUUGCAUCUUGAGCCAAAAUGGUAUCUCCGAUAUUGUGAAACUUAACUUGAGUUCUGAGGAGGAGGCCCUUUUUAAGAAGAGUGCGGACACACUUUGGAAUAUCCAAAAAGACCUGGUAUUUUAAAGCCUUUUAAUGUUCCACUGUUUUAUACAGCAGAAAAUAACAAACUGUGUAUUUUACAUCUUGAAAGUAUUUUCAUUUAAUCCAGAAAAAACGAAAGAAAACAUUGAAGACCUAUAGCAUACUUCCAGUCUCUCAAGGCUAGUAAAGGAAAUAUUAAAGAGAUUUCUCCUCUUUUAUGAGUCUCUCAUAGCUUUAUUCUAAUGAUACCCAACUUGCACAAGAGGAAGAGCUGUAUUCAGGUUUAGAAAAAUAAUAUAACAAUCCAUUAUAAGAUAGAACUUAGGAUUUUUCUCACAAAACAACAACCACUUUUUCUAGUACUGAAAUUUCAUCUUGUGCUUCCUUCCCUUAGGGACCCAACCUUUUCACUUUAUAUUGCUCCAUUAGCUUCCUGCGUCUGUGUAUCAUCUUUACUAAGUACUUGUUUUUAAGACCAUGUAUAGCAGAAGAAAUAUAAAACUAUAACUUUCUUUGGUGUAAAAAAUUUAAAUAUCUUCAACCCUGCAAGUAUUAUACCAAUUCAUAUAAAUUUAAAUUGUUGAUUUGGUGUCUGUUGAAAUACUACACAAGGAUCUCAGACCAUCAGACUUAAGUGAAAAUAUUGCAUUGCGGAAAAUAAGUAGAAGGAAAUUUGUCCUGGUUUGUGUGAUUAACCCAAACUAAUAUGAAACCUGGAACCACUGAUUUUGAACUUUCAAUUUGGAUGUCUGGAUUACAUUCUUUCUAGUUCAUUCAGCAAACUACUAAUAUUCUUGCUGUGUUAUGGUUAUAAGGCCAGUAUGACAAUUUCUGGCCUCAGGUAUCUCAGUGAGUAUUUAAGGUACCUCAUCUUAUUGAUUAUUAAUGAAUGCUUGACAAUAGUCAGUUGGUAGCUCCCUCUUUGUGU
Messenger RNA from Phyllostomus discolor (pale spear-nosed bat), 2140 nucleotides. Its product is annotated as L-lactate dehydrogenase C chain. Gene Ontology annotation, biological process: carboxylic acid metabolic process. Lineage: Eukaryota; Metazoa; Chordata; Mammalia; Chiroptera; Phyllostomidae. The coding region runs from base 256 to 1254 and encodes 332 amino acids. Gene Ontology annotation, cellular component: cytoplasm. The record is from RefSeq and is a predicted model, not a curated record. The transcript is spliced from 8 exons. Gene Ontology annotation, molecular function: L-lactate dehydrogenase (NAD+) activity.